This is a messenger RNA of Pelobates fuscus (common spadefoot toad), 847 nucleotides long. RefSeq names its product IDNK gluconokinase (gene IDNK). NCBI's taxonomy places the organism in Eukaryota, Metazoa, Chordata, Amphibia, Anura, Pelobatidae. The transcript has 4 exons. The record is from RefSeq and is a predicted model, not a curated record. Gene Ontology annotation, molecular function: gluconokinase activity. Gene Ontology annotation, cellular component: cytoplasm. The coding region runs from base 26 to 547 and encodes 173 amino acids.
AGUGGGAUCUUUACUGGCAAAGAAGAUGGGCUGGAAAUUCUAUGAUGCUGAUGACUAUCAUCCACUGGAGAACAAAACUAAAAUGUCUCAAGGAAUACCUUUAAACGAUCAGGACAGACACCCUUGGCUUUGCGUGUUGCAUGAAUUAAUAAUGAGAGAAACGACAUCUGGUCUCCACGUGGUACUGGCAUGCUCGGCUUUAAAAAGGGCCUAUAGGAUUACACUGACAACUGGGAAAACCCCUCUCAUUGGUGAAUGUCUUUGUGAAGAGAAUGAGGACCUUUCCUCUUAUACAAUCUUUGUCCACUUGCAUGGGUCAAUGGAAAUUAUCUCCAAGAGACUAGAAAUGAGAACAGGACAUUUCAUGCCUUUAACAUUAUUACAGUCCCAGUUUGAUACACUUGAGCCCCCAGCAGAGCCAGAAAUCUAUAUCACUGUUAAUGUUGAGAGAGAUAUUUCAGAAAUAAUCAUAGAACUACAAGAGACGAUAAAGCAGAAGACCAAUCAGACAGUUUGUAGUAUUUCCAAAUCCAAUGUACUAUUAUAGUGUUUACUUUUUCAGACAUCUUUCCCUUGUGAAUGAGUUCAAGAGAUAGAACAUCUAAUUGUCUCUGAAAGACCAAUUGAACAUCAGUGUUUAUUAUAUUCAUGCCGCCAAGUGCUUUUGUGCCUGAUAUCACUUAUUGCACACAAGUUCUAAAUGUCUUAAUUUUGCUUUUCGAACCAAGAUGGGGGGCAACAGCCAGGAGCAAAAGAAAAAAAGUUAAGUCUUGAUACCGCUCCAAAAAUAGGGAAAUGCUUCAUAAACAAUCUCAUUUCUGUUAUAUAUCUGUUAAAAUAUGUUGUU